AUGAUCUCUCGGCCGUCCGGAUUGGACAAGAGGGACGACGGAGGGCAGCACAAAGGUGCUGCUCUCCCAUUGGCUGAGGGGGACAGCCUGGACAGCGUUUGGUCCCGCCCCCUCAGACCUCCUGCUGUUGGUCACGAUGACAGCCACAGGAAAUUGGGGCCUGGUUGCCAUGACGAUAACAGGAAGCAGGCGGCAGGGCUCCCCCAACCGGACGCUUUGGGGCGGAAUAUAGUCAACAUCAUGCAGGUCAAGAAAAUUAUCGCGCUCGCCGACCUGCCCUUUGAUACUGUGGAGAAGCCCACAUCUCCUCCUCCCUCUGUAGCCCGUCCUCCUCCAUCUGUAGCCCCUCCUCCUUCUGUAGCUCCUCCUCCCCCUGUAGCCCCUCCUCCUCCUUCUGUAGCUCCUCCUCCCCCUGUAGCCCCUCCUCCUCCUUCUGUAGCUCCUCCUCCCUCUGUAGCCCAUCCUCCUCCUUCUGUAGCCCCUCCUCCUCCUUCUGUAGCUCCUCCUCCUUGCUCCUGCUCCUGCUCCUCCUCGGUGGUCCUGUCGUCCCUGCAGCGCCUCCUGUCGGCUCACAGGAGGGAGGUGCGCCUCCUGCUGCGCUCCUCCCUCUCUGCUCUGUCCUCCUCGCUGUCGUCUGUCAGUCAGAGACUGGAGCGCCUGGAGACGAGGAGCAGGAGGAGGAAGAGGAGGAGGAGGCGCAGAAGACACUCACAACAAGCCUCCGCCUCCUCCCCCCGCGACCCGCCAAGCACCCAGGAAGGCUCCUCCUCCUCUUCCUCUUCUUCCUCAGACGACGAGGAUUUCGACCAAUCAGGAGGCACGAGGAGGCAGCGACUGCAGAGAGAAGAAGAGGAGGAUGAUGGCAGACAAAGGAGGAAGAGGGGGAGAAAAAAGGAGUUUCCUGGCCAAUCAGAACACUCCGUUGUAGGCGUUUCCCCGCCCCCUCUGUCACAGCUUCUCUUCAGCCAAUCAGAGGUGGAGAAGCUGGUUGUUGCCGGGCGGAAUGGGACGACACUGCUCAUCCAAAGCGGCAGCAGCCAAUCAGAUCCCCUCCUCUUCUCCACGGGCCAAUGGCGUUUCUCCGCCUGCCCUCCCUCUUUACCCCUCUCCCUCUCGUCCAAUCACAUCGCUGCUUCUGCUUCCUCCCGCCGCUUUCUUCUGGGCCACACCCCCCUGUUGCGCCUCGCCCCUGUUGCCGUGGAGAUGCUGCUGCGGCUGAGGGGCGGGGCUUGUGGCAGGCCCCUCCCCCCUCUGAGAGACUGCACGGCUCCGCCCAGCCUGCAGAACGACCACUGCUAUUUCCGUUUGUGUCCACCAAGUCCGCCUCGUUCUGCCCGGCGACAGCGGAAGCCGCUGGCCAAUCACAGCACGCGGAGCCUCCGCUGCCGGCGUCGGCCCCUCCCCCCGCCUCUCCCUGCCUGCUCGACCAAUGGCGUGGCUCCGCCUCGCCGCCAGGACAGCGGCCAGUUGCCGGGCGGAAAAGGCGAGAGAGUGUCAGAGAUCCGGAUCAACCGGGCCACGCCGCGGGAGACGCCGCUGUUCACGCCCCUGGGCCUGCCCAAGGCCAGGAGGCUGCAGAAGAAGGAGUUCAGCCUGGAGGAGAUCUACACCAACAAGAACUACAAAUCCCCCCCGGCUAACAGUCUGGAGACGAUCUGGGAGGAGCCUCGGAGGGAGAAGGACGGCUCGCUGCUGCUGAUUGGUCAGCAGAGGAGGCGCAGGCUCCUCCUCUUCCCCGACUUCACGCAGCCACGAAAGAGGAGGAGGACGCUGGCCACACCCACCGCCGCACAGGGGGCGGGACUUCUUGUCACUGCAACGCCCCGCAAACGUCGUCGCCGUUGUCAUGGCAACCCUGACGACGACGAGGCGGACCUGGAUGUGAUGCUGGUGGAGCGACUGAGCGCGCUCGAAGACUUCCUGUCCCGCCAGGGCCUGGACGUCUGAGCUGUGAUGUCACUUCCUGUCACCACCGCUGCUGCUACUUCCUGUGUCUUUUUUUUUUUUUUUUUUUAUGUUGUGAACAUUAGCGCUAGCCUGCUAGCUAGCAUUCCACUGGACCUGACAGCCGCUGCGCUGCGGCUAGCCUCUUGUUGCCACGGCAACAUCAACAUGGGCGAGUCAUUCAGUUUUUCAAAAAGUUUUUCUUUUUUUCUUUUUGGGGGAUUUAAAAAACAAAGUUUACAAAAUAAAAGUCAGAUCUGCAAAUUCCUGCGUCUCAGGUUUUUCAGAAAUCACAAAAGAGUUGGAGAAGAAAUUUUACGAAGAGGAAAUGUGACGUUUUGCUGUUUGCUUUGGUGGUUUUUCAAAAUCAAAGUGUUUUGGAAGAUGUGACGUUUUUUUUUUUUUUUUUUUAAACCCCUUCAUAUUUUUGUUGGGCGCUGUGAAACUUUAAACUUUAAAACUCAGUAAAAAACAAAUAAACUUGUAGACUUGCAACUUGCUUUUCUUUUUCUUUGGUGAUUUUUUUUCAGAAUAAAAGUGCUUUGUGAAGAUGUGAGCUGUGACCCCGCUGAGCUCUGAUUGGCUCCCUGUUUUAGGCUGAUGUUUGUUUGUUUGUUUUUCCUCCAGUAUAUUUUCUUUGUAUUUUUUUUUUACAGUGUAGCAGUGUGUAACAAUGUGAACUUUUGGGCUUUUGUUUUGGAAAUCAUAAAAAGACCCUGGUCUUCUUCCUCAAAGUGCUGGGGAAGACGUGACCUUUGACCCUGUUAGAUCCCAUUUUUAGUUGGAAUUUUAUCUUGAAAUUAAGUUUUUAGAUGUUUUCUUCUGUUUUGUAAUAAUCAAACAAUAAAAAAAUCCACAUGUAGCAAAUAAAAAAUACUGAUGAAAAAAUGUCCACAUACACACACAUGCAGAUUGAAAGCACUUGUAGUAUUUGUAGACUUUUAUUUUGAAGUAUGUGAAUUAUAAUAUAUUUCUGCAUUGAAAUGUUUCUAUUUUUGGAACAAAUAAAGUUUUGUGUUUGGAAACGAGUCACAGCCUCAUUUACACAAAUUAAACUCUGAGCUCCAAACCUCA
Myripristis murdjan (pinecone soldierfish) is the source of this 3018-nucleotide messenger RNA. Its product is annotated as formin-like protein 14. Lineage: Eukaryota; Metazoa; Chordata; Actinopteri; Holocentriformes; Holocentridae. The transcript has 11 exons. The coding region runs from base 1 to 1947 and encodes 648 amino acids. The record is from RefSeq and is a predicted model, not a curated record.